UUUCAGGAUGCCUACAACGCCACAGCGGCAGAACGUGUGACGUCAUUACGCCGCGACGUCUCACGUGCCUCGGCCAAGGGGAGCUGACCAUCUCGUCAGGUAACAGUUGAACAUUCCUGCCAUCACGAUGCCCCUUGCUGCCUCCAUCAUAAGCGGUGUUCAGAAGCUGAUUCUCUAUGAGACACGAGCGAGAUAUUUCCUCGUGGGGAGCAAUCAUGCAGAAACAAAAUACCGUGUUUUGAAAAUCGACCGAACUGAACCCAGGGACCUGGUUAUUAUCGAUGACAAGCAUGUAUAUACCCAACAAGAAGUACGAGAGCUUCUUGGUCGCCUUGACCUUGGAAACCGUACAAAAAUAGGACAGAAAGGAUCAUCAGGAUUAUCUCGAGCUGUGUCCGCUUUUGGUAUUGUGGGAUUUGUCCAGUUUUUGGAAGGGUAUUACAUUGUGCUAAUUACUAAGAGAAGAAAAAUGGCUGACAUUGGAGGUCAUGCAAUUUACAAAAUAGAGGAUACGAGUAUGUUGUACAUUCCAAAUGAUUCAGUACGAGUUACUCACCCUGAUGAAGCCAGAUAUUUAAGAAUAUUCCAGAAUGUGGACCUGUCUAGCAAUUUCUACUUCAGUUACAGUUAUGAUUUAAGCCAUUCACUUCAGUACAAUCUUACAGUCCUUCGGGUGCCCACUGAGAUAAUGAAGUCAGAGAUGACAACUCAGACCCGCCAGGAAAGUUUUGAUAUAUUUGAAGAUGAAGCAUUAAGCAACCAUGGAGGAAGUAGUACAUUUGGGAUACGCAGUGAGCCCUACAUGAAGUAUGUAUGGAAUGGGGAGCUCCUGAAAUGCAUCAAAAACAUAGUUCAUCGUGAUUGGUUACUUUAUAUCAUUCAUGGAUUUUGUGGACAAUCCAAACUAUUAAUUUAUGGUCGACCAAUCUACAUAACUCUUAUGGCCAGAAGAUCAAGCAAAUUUGCUGGGACUCGUUUCCUAAAAAGAGGAGCAAAUUGUGAGGGUGAUGUGGCCAAUGAAGUGGAGACAGAGCAAAUAGUGCAUGACGCUUCAGUCAUGUCUUUUAGUGCUGGCAGUUACUCUUCAUAUGUACAAGUCCGUGGUUCAGUCCCUUUAUACUGGUCCCAGGAUAUAUCCACAAUGAUGCCAAAGCCACCAAUUACAUUGGACCAAGCAGAUCCAUAUGCACAUGUUGCUGCUUAUCACUUUGACCAAAUGCUUCAGAGAUUUGGAUCACCAAUUAUAAUUCUCAACCUUGUGAAGGAACGGGAAAAGAGGAGGCAUGAGAGAAUCCUUAGUGAUGAACUGGUUGCUGCCGUUACCUAUUUAAACCAGUUCAUACCUCCUGAGCGUAGCAUUGUGUACAUUCCCUGGGAUAUGGCAAAGUAUACUAAAAGCAAACUUUGUAACGUCUUGGAUCGACUCAAUGUUAUUGCUGAAAACGUUGUGAAGAGAACAGGAUUUUUUGUUAAUCGACCGGACCCGUACUGCAGUGUCUUGAGGCCUGAUGAAAAGUGGCAUGAUCUCGGAGGCGUGGUUGGAUUAUCUGGACGCAUGCAGACAGGUGUCCUUAGAACAAACUGUGUUGACUGCUUAGACCGGACCAAUACCGCUCAGUUCAUGGUUGGAAAAUGUGCAUUGGCCUACCAGUUAUACUCCUUAGGACUGAUCGAUAAACCUAAUUUGCAGUUUGAUACGGAUGCUGUUAGGUUAUUUGAAGAACUCUAUGAGGAUCAUGGUGACACUCUGUCUUUACAAUAUGGUGGCUCUCAACUUGUUCAUAGGGUCAAAACCUACAGGAAAAUUGCCCCAUGGACUCAGCAUUCUAAAGAUAUCAUGCAGACCCUGUCUAGAUACUACAGUAAUGCAUUUUCAGAUGCAGACAGACAAGAUGCAAUCAAUCUUUUCCUGGGUGUUUUUAAGCCAAAAGAGGGCAAACCUCAUCUCUGGGAGCUGCCCACCGACUUUUACUUGCAUCAUAAAAAUACAAUGAUACUCCUCCAUUCAAAAAGAAGUUACACAUUCUGGUGGACACCAGGCGUCUUGGAGCAUUUACCUCUACCACUUGAUGAAGCGCCCAAUAGUGAAAACCUAAAAAAGAUGACAAUAAAGAAGCAUAGCAGGGGCGAUGAGGAGAUCAAUAUUUACACAGAAUUCUUUCGGCCAUAUGAACUGAGCAGUUUUGAUGACACCUUUUGUUUGUCUAUGACAAAUUCUGCAAGAGACUUCACGCCAAAAAAUGUUGGCAUUGAUCCAAGUCCAUUCACAGUGCGGAAACCAGAUGAAACAGGAAAAUCUGUUCUGGGCAGCAACACAACCCGAGAAGAAGCUGUAUUACAGCGGAAAACUGCAGCAAGUGCCCCUCCCCCACCAAGUGAAGAGGCUGUAUCUAGUAGUUCUGACGAUGACUCUGGAACAGAUAAGGAGGAUGAAGGAGCCGUAUCUCAGCGCUCUACACCUGUAAAAAUAGCAGAUGUCGGUGACAACUCCAAAACAGCAGAGACAACUUCUCAGUCAACAAGAGAUACUUACGGAAUUAAUCUUUCAGAUGCUCCUUCUGAGACUGAUCUUCACAUCUAUACAAGGUUUGUACAUUUGGGACUAUGCCAACACAAACAAGAGAAAAGACACGUAAAAGCGAAUCAAUGGACCAUGGACACAAUCGUAAAACUGAACUGCAUCUCUUCAUUCUCCCAGGAUAACAUAUAUGAAGUGACACCACCCAGAGUCGACAGGAAGUCGUUGGAUAUAUUUCAUGCUCAUAUCCAAGCAGGCAGAGGUGUCAUGCAGCCUUUGGAGAAAGAUGACAUGUUCACAUACAGAGAAUAUAUAAGGAAUCGCUAUAUGUAAAUAUGUCUUAACUGGCAUGUCUCAUCAACAGAAGAGGUUUCUUAUUUCUGAAAUAAAUGCGUAUUCUCAUGAACAUAA
Molecule: messenger RNA, 2929 nt
Organism: Bufo bufo (common toad)
Lineage: Eukaryota; Metazoa; Chordata; Amphibia; Anura; Bufonidae
Gene: FIG4
Product: FIG4 phosphoinositide 5-phosphatase
Exons: 24
Coding region: 128-2851 (907 amino acids)
Biological process (GO): phosphatidylinositol dephosphorylation
Cellular component (GO): intracellular membrane-bounded organelle
Molecular function (GO): phosphatidylinositol-3,5-bisphosphate 5-phosphatase activity
Source: RefSeq, a predicted model, not a curated record